Messenger RNA from Frankliniella occidentalis (western flower thrips), 410 nucleotides. RefSeq names its product microsomal glutathione S-transferase 1-like. Gene Ontology annotation, cellular component: membrane. Lineage: Eukaryota; Metazoa; Arthropoda; Insecta; Thysanoptera; Thripidae. The record is from RefSeq and is a predicted model, not a curated record. The transcript is spliced from 3 exons. The annotation marks the transcript as partial.
ACACCGUGAGCCGUGAGCCGUCAGUCAGUCCGCCCCACAGAGCGCCGGCGUUGCUUUCGUCCGUCUUCCUCCACGCGCACGCACACACACCAUGUCGCCCGCCGGCUCCGCGCUGCAGCACGCCUGGUCCACGGCAAACCCCGUGUUCGCCGCCUACGUGUUCUACAGCGGCGUGCUCGUGCUCAAGCUCCUGGCCACCACGCUGCUCGUGGUUCGCCAGCGUUUCUCCAAAAAGGUUUUCUUGAACCCAGAAGACCGCUUGGACAAGAAUAGCAAGGUUCUACCUGUCGGUGGUGACCCGGACGUCGAGCGACCACGCCGGGCGCACCUCAACGACCUCGAGAACAUCCCGGCCUUCUGGGUCGCGGGCCUGCUCUACUGCCUCACCAACCCCGCGCCCGCCCUGGCCC